This is a messenger RNA of Nelumbo nucifera (sacred lotus), 1004 nucleotides long. RefSeq lists its product as uncharacterized. The record is from RefSeq and is a predicted model, not a curated record. Lineage: Eukaryota; Viridiplantae; Streptophyta; Magnoliopsida; Proteales; Nelumbonaceae.
AGACACAACUUGAAAUGGCAAAAGGUACCAGGGGCCGGUGCAUUGCUUCCCGUCAAUACAGGUCAACUCCAUAUCCAUUACCAUCUUGCCAUGGAAAGGUUAUGGAGAAGGAAAUCAACCAAAAAAAUUCCAAUUCCUUGGAGAAGAAUGACUGGGAGGAUGCAACCUGUUCAGUGUGCUUGGAGUAUCCUCACAAUGCUGUCCUCCUCCUCUAUUCCUCACAUGACAAGGGAUGUCGUCCCUACAUGUGUGGUACCAGUUAUCGCUAUUCCAACUGCCUUGACCAGUUCAAGAAAGCCUACACCAAAGUGAAGUCAUUCCUUCAUGGGCAAACAUGGCAAGGCUCAGCGAACAAUUCAACUAUUAGCUCAGGCUCUAGUUGGCCCAAUGAGAAGUGUGAAGUAGUGGAACUCACAUGCCCCCUCUACCGGGGCCAGGUGAAGGGGUGGACAGUGGUCGAAGCUGCACGCGAUUGUCUUAAUAACAAGAAGAGAAGUUGUAUGCAGGAUGACUGCUCAUUCAUUGGAACAUACAAAGAGCUCAGGAAACAUGUCAGGGCAGAACACCCAUCAGCACGACCUCGAGAAUUGGACCCCAUACUUGAACAGAAAUGGAGAAGGCUUGAACGUGAGAGAGAGCGUGAUGAUGUGAUCAGCACUAUAAGGUCAUCGAUUCCAAGAGCAAUGGUCCUAGGGGAUUACGUGAUAGAAGGCAACCACUAUGGCUUUGAUACAGAUGAUAUGGAUGCUGACGAGGAUGAUGAUGGGAAUUAUGGGUUGCACUUUAAUGAUAGCAACUUAUUUAAUGUUGUGCUUUUCUUACGUCGCCAAGCAGGAGAUGGUGUCAGCUUCAGCACACGCUUGAGGCAACUCUGGAGGGGCUUCCACCGCACACUGGAUGAAAAUCUUCGUGGUGGAACUGGAAUCCCUCGUCUUGUAGUUUCUACUAGUGGAAGUGGCACCACAGAUGCUAAUGAUGAUGAAUCUUCUGUUGCCACCCGCUGA